CCCUCUUUCAACUUUUCACCAAAGCGGCAUCACUAGCAAAAUGCCGCCGAAGUUCGACCCUAGUGAGGUGAUUGAGGUGUGCGUGCGUGUGACGGGUGGCGAGGUGGGUGCCGCCUCAUCGCUGGCCCCCAAGAUUGGUCCUCUGGGUCUCUCGCCAAAGAAGAUUGGUGAGGACAUCGCCAAGGAGACAGCCAAGGACUGGAAGGGCCUGCGCAUCACCGUCAAGCUUACGGUCCAGAACCGCCAGGCUAAGAUUUCGGUCAUCCCCUCGGCUGCUGCUCUGGUCAUCAAGGCCCUGAAGGAGCCGCCUCGGGACCGCAAGAAGGAGAAGAACAUCAAGCACACUGGCAGCGUCACCAUGUCGGAUAUCAUCGAGAUUGCCCGCGUCAUGCGGCCUCGCAGCUGCGCCAAGGACCUGGCGAUGGGCUGCAAGGAGAUUCUCGGGACAGCCGUGUCGGUGGGCUGCAAGGUGGACGGCAAGGACCCGCGCGACAUCAUGGCUGCGAUCGACGAGGGCAACAUCGAGAUCCCCGACGCCUAAACGAUGACCGUCUAGGUGGACAGGAAGGAGCCUCUUGUAACGAGUACCUGGCGAGCUGCGUGUCCCUAUGGUCCUGACUCUCACACGCAUGAUUUCCAGGCAGCUGCAUGGUCC
Molecule: messenger RNA, 655 nt
Organism: Astrephomene gubernaculifera
Lineage: Eukaryota; Viridiplantae; Chlorophyta; Chlorophyceae; Chlamydomonadales; Astrephomenaceae
Source: the annotation of a GenBank genome assembly